Chenopodium quinoa (quinoa) is the source of this 1236-nucleotide messenger RNA. RefSeq lists its product as uncharacterized. The coding region runs from base 170 to 697 and encodes 175 amino acids. Lineage: Eukaryota; Viridiplantae; Streptophyta; Magnoliopsida; Caryophyllales; Amaranthaceae. The record is from RefSeq and is a predicted model, not a curated record. The transcript is spliced from 2 exons.
CAGAGCUUUUAAUGGGGCUCCAACCCAUUGAAUUGCUCUAAUUGUCAAUAAGGGAAAAAAAAAAAACUUGUCUUUCAGUUCUCCAUUGAAGCGCACUUCACGUUCUCCAUUGAAAUACUUGUAUCUCCCAUUGAAGCAGCUUCUGAGGUUGUCUAGUGGUGCUGCCUUAAUGGGUGACAGUAUUACAGUCAGUCAUAACCUGAUACUUCAGCUAGUAGAUGGUGAUGACAAGUCAAAGAAAAAACCUAAGAAAAGUAAGCCAAAGGUACCUAGGGAGUCUCAGCAGUCACAGAAGAAAGUACCCCAGAAGCAGCUUCCUGACGAGCCUAAAGCUCAAAAAGACACUCCUUCCGCUGGUUGGCCUCUUCAACCCCCAUUCUUUUUGCCUGUGCCUCCAUCCCCAAAUCCAGAGCUAGAAGCUGUUCGAUCUGUUUUAAAGGAGAGUGAAGCUGUUUUGGAGAAAAUGCAGAAACAUGAGGAGAACAUGCUGAAAGAAGUGACACAGAGAUCAAAGGAACUACAUGAGAAAGAAUUCAAGCUUCCUCAGCAGAAAUCUAUUGUCUGUCAGUCUGAGAGAGAUGCAUGCACAGCAUGUUACAAAGAACACACUGCAGAAUCGCUCAAAUGCGCAAGUGUGGUCCAAAGGUAUCAAGACUGCGUACGAAGAGCAAAAAACCUUGGAAAAUUGCUUGGGUGAUUGUUACAUUUUUUAGGACAUCUGCAUCUCAGGUUUGAUGUAAAUGUAAUUUGACAAAAUUGUUACCUAUCAUGCCAUAAUAAGAUGUCAGUUUUGUACUUAAUUUUGACUACUUGGGACUCGAUUCAACAUUUUGCCCCACAGAAUCGUCAAAACGUUUACAGUCGGGUCAGCUAUAAAUGGCUAAACAUCGUACUUGCUGGUGUGGAUCAAAAAGGGAUUUUUUUUUGAGGUUUGCCUUAAUGAUUUAUUUAACACACUAAUGUUUGAGUUUUUUGUCCUGUAUUUUGUCCACUUUCCUGGCUUGCAUGGUUUCAAGAUGUCUGAAGGGCUGUGCAGCAAGAGGUUAUAACAGUGAAUUGGAAUGCUGGGAGAGUAGGGGAAAUUGUUAAGAGUGCCCGUCUUUGUGGAACUUUUAUCGUUUUAUGGUCUUGUUUGUUUUAUUAGGCUGCAUUGUAUCUAAAUUUCCUGCAACAUUGCUACUCAAUGUUUUAUUGAUAUGAAAAGGGGAAAUAUUAAUCCCAAUAAUUUCCAUUGUC